CGAAGCGCAUCAGUGACGUCACACACUGUCAAAAGUGCUGAAUCGCGUUCGGUUUGCUCGCAAUUGCGGAAGCAUUUUAGGGCGAAAAGUCGAGGAAAAUACAAGUCGCGCAGCAAUGAGUGAAGUCAAACUGUACACCCUGGCCGAGGUGGCGAAGCACAACUCAAACAAGACCACCUGGAUUGUCAUUCACAAUAGUAUUUACGAUGUGACGGAGUUCCUCAAUGAGCAUCCCGGUGGCGAGGAGGUGCUCCUGGAGCAGGCGGGACGCGAAGCCACAGAAGCCUUCGAGGAUGUCGGCCACAGUUCGGACGCCAGGGAAAUGAUGAAGAAGUUCAAGAUUGGCGAACUUGUCGAGGCCGAGAGGAAGAAGGUUCCCGAGAAGAGCACUCAGAGUUGGAAUACUGAACCAAAAGCCGAGGAGAACUCGAUGAAGUCGUGGGUUUUGCCGCUCCUGAUUGGCGUGGUGGCGACAAUCAUCUACAGAUACUAUUUCCGCAAUUGAAAUCGAUGCGAUGCUUAUGUGAAAUUUGUUGCGCAGGGAUCAGCGUUUUUUUCCUUCUAAAUUCUAUCGUAUAAUCUUUCCUUUUUUACACUCUCUUUAGCUGAUAUAAUGAGAAGCAUGUGAACAAGUUAAUUCCGGGACUUUUUUGUAUUAAAAAGCUGUGUGUAAAACGUUAAUCAACAACUUCAGGAGAAAUGAGCAUUUUUUUAUUACAUUAAAAUGAAUUACAUUUAGUUUCAUUGAAUUUCUGUUGAGACAAUUUGAGGCAUUUUUUCUUUUGUGCAGAAAGAAAAAAGCAAAAUUUGUGGAGAAAGAGAAGAAUAUUGAUGGGAAUAAUUUGUAAGAAGGGAAGAGAAGUUUUUGUCUCACAAGUGGAUUGUAAAAUUUUAUUGAGAAAAAAAAUAAAAUAAAAAAAUGGGGAAAUAAAGAAUAUUGUUAUUAAAGACCAA
Messenger RNA from Phlebotomus argentipes, 954 nucleotides. It is a transcript of the gene Cyt-b5, whose product is annotated as cytochrome b5. Gene Ontology annotation, molecular function: heme binding. NCBI's taxonomy places the organism in Eukaryota, Metazoa, Arthropoda, Insecta, Diptera, Psychodidae. The coding region runs from base 116 to 505 and encodes 129 amino acids. The record is from RefSeq and is a predicted model, not a curated record. Gene Ontology annotation, cellular component: membrane; intracellular membrane-bounded organelle. The transcript has 3 exons.